This is a messenger RNA of Morone saxatilis (striped sea-bass), 1254 nucleotides long. RefSeq names its product thioredoxin domain containing 9 (gene txndc9). The record is from RefSeq and is a predicted model, not a curated record. Gene Ontology annotation, cellular component: cytoplasm. Lineage: Eukaryota; Metazoa; Chordata; Actinopteri; Moronidae. The transcript has 4 exons. Gene Ontology annotation, biological process: microtubule cytoskeleton organization. Bases 56 to 724 code for a protein of 222 amino acids.
UGUCUGUUUUUUGCGUCCUCAGAUUCAGAGAGAGUGUCACACAGUUCAGGCAACCAUGGCCAACCAAUCACUGGAUAUCCUAGCAAAGGUUUUGGAGCAGUCAGCCAAGCUGGUGGAGGAGAAGGUGGACGCACAGUUGAGCAAACUGAAUGAAAUGGAUGAAGAUGACUUGGAAAGACUGAAGGAGCGGCGAUUAGAGGCUCUUAAAAAAGCCCAGAAACAGAAGCAAGAGUGGUUGUCUAAAGGCCAUGGAGAGUACAGAGAAAUCUCGAGUGAGAAAGACUUUUUCGGCGAGGUCAAGGAGAGCAAGAAUGUUGUCUGCCACUUCUACAAAAAUUCAACCUUCAGAUGUAAGAUCGUCGACAAACACUUGGCCAUCCUGGCAAAGAAGCACGUCGAGACCAAGUUCAUCAAACUGGAUGUGGAAAAGGCUCCAUUUCUGACAGAGAGGCUGAGGAUCACGGUGAUUCCUACGUUAGCCCUGCUGUUAGACGGGAAAACAAAGGAUUAUGUGGUUGGAUUCACUGACCUGGGAAACACAGAUGACUUUCCCACAGAGAUGCUGGAGUGGAGACUCGGCUGUGCAGAUGUUAUUAACUACAGUGGCAACCCGAUGGAGCCUCCUACAACGGCGCAGAGGUCAGGCACAAAGUUCACAAAGGUGGAGAAGAAGACCAUCAGAGGGCGAGGUUACGACUCAGAUUCUGAUUCUGGAGAUGACUGAAAAGCGCUGACAGUCUGGUUUUCUCUUUAAGGGCUACCUCAUUUAAAGAAAAAAAUGUCAUGCAGCCCGCUUUAAUUUUUCUCCUUUUCUCUAAGUGACUUACACAUUCAUUAUCAGUUCCCCAUAUUUUAUUGUACCAUAUCUCAAAUCAAAUUAUUUCCUAAAAGCAGUCAGUAUUUAUUUGUGUUGCAGCCUUAUUUAAUAAACUGCCUGCUAUAUGUUAUAUUUCAAUAAUUAAGUAAUCCAAAAAUAAGGAAACAUACCGUACAGAUGAGCCAUUGCACCAGUAAUGGAUCAACUAGCUCGUAGCGUCAUUGUGUUUGUGAGUUUGUCUCUAAACCCUCUCAUUUAGGUAGCUCCGUUUAUUUCCUCUUCACCUUGUUAGUCUGAUGUUAGAACGGAAACUCUGAUGCAUGAGUGCCAAGAUCAUCUUUUACUAUCAGAAAACAUUUUUACAUGACAUUUCCUUGUAGCGAGAGUUUGACUUAACUAAUGCCGACUUAAUAAAAAGUAUAAAAAGAAUUUAAAAA